Messenger RNA from Rhagoletis pomonella (apple maggot), 3010 nucleotides. RefSeq names its product transcription factor TFIIIB component B'' homolog (gene Bdp1). Gene Ontology annotation, cellular component: transcription factor TFIIIB complex. The record is from RefSeq and is a predicted model, not a curated record. The coding region runs from base 232 to 2739 and encodes 835 amino acids. Gene Ontology annotation, molecular function: TFIIIC-class transcription factor complex binding. Gene Ontology annotation, biological process: RNA polymerase III preinitiation complex assembly. Lineage: Eukaryota; Metazoa; Arthropoda; Insecta; Diptera; Tephritidae. The transcript has 4 exons.
UAAAUAUAUCGGUGAAAUUUGACUAAUUUUAUCGCAUUUCUCUAUUGGCUUGCAAUGGGAUUUAAAAACCUGAAAUUAUUAAAAAAAAGAGGUCGUCCUGAAGUCUCGUUACCCGAUAAAAAGGAGCGGCGGAGGCACUAGUGUUGACUGCGCAAUCGGGCCAAAAAAUAAGCAGCCUUAAAUUGGGUAUAUACUUUUAUGGUUAUAUAAAUAUACAAUACAAAGAGCAACAUGGCUAUGCGCCGGCCGCGUAUAAAAGCCGCUGCGCUUUUGACAACAAAGAGGAAAUCGCGAGAUGUGAAAUCAGAGCAAGCAACAAAGCCUGUAAACGGUGUUAGUUUAGAGGAUAAAAAUGAAGAGCUUGCUAAAGAUUCCAAACAAAUGGUACAUAUAUGUGAACCGAAGAAUCCCACUGUUGCGAAUAAAGAAAACAGUGACCUGUCCCCCAGUAUAUCUGCUCUCAAAAAUAAACCUAAUCAGGUUAUCACUGAUAAUGCUGCUAAAGAAACCAUAGAAGAUAUCAACAAAAGUUUGGAGAAAAGUAAUAAAAAUAUUUCAAAUAAGAUCAUAUCAAACCAAUCAUCAUAUGACACCUCGUUUAAAUGUCCCGCCCGUAUUGAAUAUACGCGUAGUAAUAGCCAAAUAACUCCAAAUGUCCCCGCAGACGAUGUCUUUUAUAAUGAUAUGGAGGAGAGUAUAUUGCAAUUAGACAUGCAAAAAUCUGUUCCAGAAAAGUCUGCAUCACCCCUAAAGCAACAAGGGCGUCAACGAAUUCGCCCCGUGCCUUUGUUUCAGAGACGAAAUAGUUAUGCCAACACAGCAAAUCCUGUGCAAGUAUCAUCGGAAGACACUCCAACAACUCUAGAUAUUAAAUCGAAAGAUCCAGGACCAACUAUAGAGGGUGAUACAGCUGAAAUAGUAACCGUGCAAAAAAUAAAUCCCCUUACACAUCGAAGGGAGCGUCACUACUCGGCAUCUAUGAUUCAAUCCUCGCUAACCACAAGUUCCAGUACUGGACAACAUCACUUUACACCGCAUAAAUUCACGCCUGCAAUGGGAUUGAGCCGAAUACGUACGGAGUCAAAUUGUUCCGCAUUUUCAGAUUCAUUUGUUACGCAAUCAAAGCUUCGUAAAAAUGAUGAGCACACCAAUCGCCCCUAUUCUCGACGAGAUUUUUCUUGGCGCAUGGUUAAUGGCCACCUCGACAAAUCUUCUUUAAAAAUGUUUGAUUUAAUCUAUUACAACCCAGUAACCAACCCAAUGGAGAAGCGCACAGCAGUGUCCACCAUUAAAAAGGAGUCCACAAUAGAUGAAAACGAUGUAAAGCAUACAGCAGUAGAUUCCAAGGUAGAAUUAACUGAGGGUUCAAAAAAUGCAAUGCCAGUCCCACAAUUGAAAUUAAAUGCGAAUGGGGACUUGAUACUCGAUGAGAAAACUUUGGAAAUUGAAACCACUGCGGAGCAAGAGGCGCGAAAAGUGCUGGCUAAUUCAUCGUUAAUAUUUCUUGAUGAAAACACUGGCAUGAAUGGCUUUUAUAAGCGUCAAAAACGUACAAAGGAAUGGCCACCUGAAGAGACAAUAAAGUUUUACCGGUGCUUACAAACUGUAGGAACAGACUUCUCAUUGAUGUGCCAACUCUUUCCGAAACGUACGCGGCGUGACUUAAAACUUAAAUUUAAGAAAGAAGAACGUAGCAAUUUGGCUUUGAUAAACAAGGCACUGCUUUAUCCAAAACUUUUUAAUAUCGAUGAUUUGAAAGCGCAAUUAGAGACUGAAGAACGCGAGAGAGAAGAAGCUUUACAGCGUUGGAAAGAAAUACAUGCAAAAGAGGCUAAGGCAAUAAAAAAGGUGAAAAUCAGCGGCAGUACAGCAGCACGUUCUCUCAAAAACGGCGAUGAUGUGUAUGAGAAUGAAAAUGUUGUUAAACGCAAAUUGAGUCGUCGUGGCGAAAAGAAAAAAACUGAAAGCGCUAAGAGGCCUAAAGUCGCACCACACCAACUAGAGAAUCCUGUUAACGAUGAUCCCAAAGCUAUACAUUUAAAAAAACAAAAAUUGCUACCCAAUCAAAAUGUAUUACACGAUAAAGCUGAAGUUGUUCCACCAGCAGAGCCUGUGAAGCCCACCACAAUUUUGGUACCAACUAUUUCAACGGAAAUCAGGCCUGUAAAACUUGAGACAGCACAACCAACAAACUAUGUAGUCAAAACUGAGCACUUCGCCAACUAUGAAAUCAACUUCCAAAAUUCCCGCAUUCCCAAAAUAGAUGCAGAGGAAUUUUUAGACGUAGAAAGCCGGUUAGACCAAAUCGAAGAAUUUAUCACUUACAUAACACCUAAUAGUUCUGGCGCACCAGAUAAUAGUAAUGAAAUGAUAAUACCAAAUAACGAAGACAUUACAAACUAUGAAGUGCCAACAACACUUGAAAGUAAAACAUUUGUUGAUUUGGAUGAUGGGACAGUUAAUACGUUGGAAGAAGGGGACGAUCUAACACUGAUGGAUGCCAUGCCUGCCACACCAAUGUCAGUUUCUCACCGUGAUUUAGACGAGUGUGAUAUACAACAAAUAUUAAUUGAUUUAGCUGACGGAUCUUUAGUACUAGUCUCUACACUGGAACCUGACAAUCCAGACCAAGUCGUAAACGAAAUUUAUAUGAUGGAUAAAACUACUGGCGAACUGUGCGACAAGCCCCUGGAUAUACCAGAAUCUAUAGUGCAGGGCGUUCUGUCUGUGAUGAACUAACAUUUUUCACAUUUGAUUCUUAGGAGACGCCCGUGUACAAAUAAGCUACUUGUAAAUUGCAUUGGCAGAUUCUAAUUUAUAUAAAUGUUUUUAUUGCGCAUUUUUAUUAAGGAAAAAAUCAAUACAACUGAUAUCAACAUCAUACUGUUACUCCCAAAAUUGAGCGUACGACUCUUUUUUGUUAAUAUUCGCAAUGUUUUACCUGCUAAAUUUAUUUUUUUUUUUUGUUAAUUUUGUUUUAAAAGUAUGACUUAUGUUUUAGCAAAUCGCA